GACACUUGUCAGGAAGGGUUCGCAAGAAGGACAGAGGAGUACUGUGUCUCCGCUCUUCAACAAAUUCCGUUAAAUUGACCUAAUAUUUUUCUCCCUCUGGAUACUGGAUAUUUUUCUUGGUAAGUUCUGGAAUCAAAUAGCCGACAAACGAUACUUAAAAUCCGUCUAGAGAGGAGCUACAACUUGGUUGAAGCGUCUAAUAUAGCUACUGAACGAAACGGAAGUAACUUGCCAGCUGUCUGGCUAAGCUCGCGAGUGUCUGAAUGCCAACUCUGUGGGCGAUGGAGUUGAGCAGGCAACUCUGUGGGAAGAUGAGGAGGUCCAGUAAGAGGGCCCAACUCUCCUGUUCUCCUACUUCUACUUGGGGCCUGGAAAUCCACUUUUACACACCGGAGGUGCACCAGCUAGAGUACUUCAAAGGCUGCUACACCGCGUUGGAGCUCUGUGUGGAUGCUGCCAAGAAAUGCUCAAUCUCUCCCUUGUGCCAUAACCUAUUUGCCCUCUACGAUGACACAACUGGCAUGUGGUACCCCCCCAACUAUGAGUUCAAUAUCACAGAUGAAACCAGUGUCAAGUUGCACUAUCGCAUGAGGUUUUAUUUCAGAAACUGGCAUGGCACCACUGAAGGAGAAUCUCCAGUUUGGAGACACUGCAUCAGUAAACUCAAAGGAGGAUUUAGCCCACAGAAAACACCAGAAGGAACUCCCCUACUGGACGCUGCCUCUCUCGAGUACCUGUUUGCCCAGGGCCAGCAUGACUUUCAGACAGGCGUGGUUCCACUGAGGAUGUCCCACUCAGAGGCUGAGCAACACGAGAUAGAAAACGAAUGUUUGGGCAUGGCUGUGCUUGCUAUCACUCACUAUACCAUGGAUAUGCCCAUGCCCAUUGCUUCCCAUGAAAUCAGCUACAAACGUUUCAUCCCAGAGUCGCUGAACCGCAACAUUAAGCAGCGCAACUUCCUGACACGCAUCCGCAUCAACAAUGUCUUUAAGAAAUUCCUCAGUGAGUUCAACCGCCGCACAAUGAAGGACAGCAACAUCACGCUGUACGACCUGAAGAUCAAGUACCUGGCCACACUGGAGGGCCUGACCAGCGGCUUGGGCAGCGAGCUGCAUGAGCCCAUCUCGCUCAGUGUAACGCAGGAAGGAGAUGUCUGCAAUGGAGGUUACUAUGGGCACAUCAACCAGAGCCAAGGACAGAGCAAGAGUGAGAACAUGGAGACUAAUCGUGACAUGGAGGUCCUGGUUACUGGUACCACUGGCAUUUCCUGGAGGAAGAAGCCUUCUACAACACCCGUGAUCGCCAAAGAAAAGGGCAAGUCGAAGAAGAACAAGUUGGAUGGAAAACAGAAAAAUAACAAAAAGACAGAGGCGAAUGACAGCUGGGUAGUAUUCUGUGACUUCCAUGAGAUCACACACGCUGUCAUCAAAGAGGCGACGGUCACCAUCUACAGACAGGACAACAAGAGGAUGGAGUUGCACAUGGCUUCUAGGGGUGAGGCUCUGUCCUUUGCAGCCCUCGUGGAUGGUUACUUCAGGCUGACAGUGGAUGCCCACCACUUUCUGUGCAAGGAGGUGGCCCCUGCUUCAGUGGUGCACAACAUCAACAACGGCUGCCACGGACCCAUCUGCACGGAGUAUGCCAUCCACAAGCUGCGUCAGGAGGGCAACAAGGAGGGUACCUACAUCCUGCGCUGGAGCUGCACUGACUACCAGUACAUCAUCAUUACUGUGGUCUGCAAUGAGAUCGACCUGAGGGAGUCACGUUCUGUGUGUCAGUAUAAGAACUUCCAGAUUGAAGUGUCCUCGGAAGGGUUCCGCCUGUACGGCACUGAAACGUUUCGGGCCACUCUUGUUGAGCUGCUGGACCACCUGGAGGGCCAAAGCCUUCGCACCGACAACCUCCAGUUCCAGCUGCUGCGCUGCUGCCCUCCACAGCCCAGAGAGAUUUCUAACCUGCUGGUGGUCACUAAAGAAAGAGCACCGACCCCUCAGACUCCCAUGCAGGAGAGUCAGCUCAGCUUCCAUCGCAUUCUCAAGGAGGAGAUUGAACAGGAGGAGCACCUUGGACGGGGAACAAGAACCAACAUCUACUCAGGCACCCUGAGGGUGAAGAGUGAGGAGGAUGAGGAUGCAGGUUACUCAUCCUUCCAGGAGGUCAAGGUGGUCCUUAAGGUGCUGGGUUCUGGACACAGGGACAUCUCCCUGGCCUUCUUUGAAACAGCCAGUAUGAUGCGACAAGUGUCCCAUAAACACAUAGUGCUGCUGUAUGGAGUGUGUGUCCGCCACCAGGAGAAUAUCAUGGUUGAGGAGUUUGUCCAGCUAGGGCCACUGGACUUGUUUAUGAGGAGACAACAGAGCCCACUCGGCACACCAUGGAAGUUCCAGGUGGCCAAGCAGCUGGCCUCAGCUCUGAGCUACUUGGAGGACAAAAAGCUGGUCCAUGGCUUUGUGUGUGCUAAAAACAUCCUGCUGGCCAGAGAUGGACGGGGCACCAAUGAAGGAGGCCCCUUCAUCAAGCUCAGCGAUCCAGGAAUACCAAUCACAGUACUCACCAGAGAGGAGUGUGUGGAUCGUAUCCCAUGGAUCGCUCCAGAGUGUGUGAAGAGCACGUCCUCCCUGAGUGUCGCAGCUGACAAGUGGGGCUUUGGUACGACUCUGUGGGAGAUCUGCUAUGAUGGAGAGGUCCCCCUCAAAGACAAGAAACUCACAGAGAGGGAGAGGUUUUAUGAAACCGAGUGCCAACUGGCCACCCCAGACUGCAAAGAGCUUGCAGAACUGAUGACCCACUGCAUGAACUACGACCCCAAGAAGAGACCUUUCUUCAGGGCAAUCGUCAGAGACAUAGACAUGCUAGAGGAAAAGAACCCAUCUAUCAAACCCCAGCCUACACCAGAGGUGGACCCAACUAUGUUUGAAAAGAGAUUCCUGAAGAAGAUCAGAGAUCUGGGAGAGGGUCACUUUGGUAAGGUGGAGCUGUGUCGCUAUGACCCUCGGGGAGAUAAAACAGGGGAGCUGGUGGCAGUGAAGUCCCUAAAGCCGGAGAACCGGGAGGAGCAGAGCAACAACCUCUCGAGUGAGAUCGACAUUCUGAAGGCACUCUACCAUGAAAACAUUGUCAAGUACAAAGGCAUCUGCCAAGAGGAAGGUAAGAUGGGAAGAGUGCAUACACAAAAAUAAACGGUAACACUUUACUUGAA
Molecule: messenger RNA, 3199 nt
Organism: Perca fluviatilis (European perch)
Lineage: Eukaryota; Metazoa; Chordata; Actinopteri; Perciformes; Percidae
Product: tyrosine-protein kinase JAK1-like
Exons: 20
Coding region: 264-3179 (971 amino acids)
Biological process (GO): tyrosine phosphorylation of STAT protein; hemopoiesis; cell surface receptor signaling pathway via JAK-STAT
Cellular component (GO): cytoskeleton; cytosol; membrane
Molecular function (GO): ATP binding; cytokine receptor binding; non-membrane spanning protein tyrosine kinase activity
Source: RefSeq, a predicted model, not a curated record